Molecule: messenger RNA, 1348 nt
Organism: Vitis vinifera (wine grape)
Lineage: Eukaryota; Viridiplantae; Streptophyta; Magnoliopsida; Vitales; Vitaceae
Product: probable pectinesterase 53
Exons: 4
Coding region: 254-1348 (364 amino acids)
Biological process (GO): cell wall modification
Molecular function (GO): pectinesterase activity
Source: RefSeq, a predicted model, not a curated record
AAGAAGAAAAAACAGGGUGAGUAAGUAACGAGGUGGAAUGAGUGUGGUAAGAAGAGAUAACUCACAUAUGGCCAUAUUCGCACUGCUAGAUUCCUCUGCGCUGCCCUCCUUUGUGUUCAAAUUUAAACCUCCCAUCUUAGUACUCAUUUCUUCCAACCUUACCUCUAAAGUUUCAAACCAGUAUAAAUAAGUUUUUUUCAACCUGUUGUCAUUUUCCCUACAUUAUCGAAUCCUAGUAAACAGCAGUAUUGGUAUGGCGAUGAUGAUGCCGAAGCUGCUGUUGUUGAUUUUUCUACUUGCAAGUGCAAGUUCAACGCUUAAUGCAGAUGGGUCUAAUGAGUUGGUGAUGACUGAAGAAGCCUACCGAAGUUGGGUAAAACGAGUGGGCUCUUUUAAGCACUCUGUCUUCCAGAAAGCAAAGAAUAAGUUGAAGCCUUGCCUAACCAUAAAAGUGGAUAAAGACCAGAGCUUGGGUCAUUUUGCCUCCGUGCAAAAGGCUGUUGAUUCGCUUCCAGUCAACAAUCCAUGUCGGGUGGUUAUCUCAAUUGGUGCAGGGAUUUACAGGGAGAAGGUGGUGAUUCCUGCAAUCAAGGCUUAUGUCAGCCUGGAAGGUGCCGGUGCAGACAAGACCAUUAUUGAAUGGAACGACACAGCAGACCUUGUAGGCCAGACUGGACGGCCGCUGGGCACCUUCGGUUCUGCAACAUUUGCCGUUAAUUCUCCUUACUUCAUUGCAAAGAACAUCACUUUCCAAAAUAAAGCACCGCCACCACCAUCAGGAGCUCUAGGAAAGCAAGCGGUGGCACUAAGAAUCUCAGCAGAUACAGCAGCCUUUAUAGGCUGCAAGUUCAUUGGAGCUCAAGAUACACUAUACGAUCACAUGGGCAGGCACUACUUCAGGGACUGCUACAUCCAAGGCUCUGUGGAUUUCAUUUUCGGGAACGGCCUCUCCCUGUAUGAGGGUUGCCAUUUGCACGCUAUCACCAACAGCGUGGGAGCCUUGACAGCUCAGAAGAGGGAUGGCUUACUUGAGGAAACUGGCUUCUCCUUUGUUCAUUGCAAAGUGACUGGUUCAGGUGCCCUAUACUUGGGCAGGGCUUGGGGUACUUUCUCUAGGGUGGUUUUCGCUUUCACUUUUAUGGACAAGAUCAUCAACCCUAGCGGAUGGUAUGCCUGGGGCAACAAAAGCAGGGAAAUGACUGUAUUUUACGGACAAUACCAGUGUUCCGGGCCAGGGGCUGAUUUUGGAAGAAGAGUUUCAUGGUCAAGGGAGCUGACUCAACAGGAGGCCAAACCAUUUAUUUCAAUUGGCUUUGUUGAUGGCUAUGAAUGGCUUACAAACUUGUGA